Molecule: messenger RNA, 2250 nt
Organism: Sporothrix brasiliensis 5110
Lineage: Eukaryota; Fungi; Ascomycota; Sordariomycetes; Ophiostomatales; Ophiostomataceae
Product: von willebrand factor type a domain containing protein
Exons: 3
Coding region: 1-2250 (749 amino acids)
Source: RefSeq, a predicted model, not a curated record
AUGGUUCAUAUCCCAUUGCUGUCGUCUCACAAGGACGCGGCCGCAGAGGAACAAGGAGAAGCCACUGAACAGACUCUGCCGCUGCGGCCCAAGGCGGGCGACUCGCCGCUCUCGGUAGCCAUUCACCGUCUGCCCACAGGGGACGGAAUGCUCAUCAAGGUGACGCCACCAAAUCAGCCUGCAGAUUUUGCUGCUGUUGGCGCAUCGUCAGCACCGGACGACGCUGGGACAGCCCGUCCUCCCCGUCAUGUACCAUGUGACAUUGUCCUAGUCAUCGACGUGUCCGGCAGUAUGGGCGAAGACGCUCCGGUACCCACGGUGGAAGGCGAGACGCCGGAGCGCAACGGCCUGUCGGUGCUCGACUUGGUCAAGCACGCCUCCCGCACCAUUCUUGAGACCCUGGACGAGGGCGACCGGCUCGGCAUUGUCACGUUUGCCACGGGCGUCAAAGUGCUCCAGGAGCUGACACAAAUGACAAAAGAAAACAAGGACAAGACCCAUGCCAAGAUCAGGUCUAUGGGUCCCGAGAACGCAACCAACCUGUGGCAGGGCAUUGUGUCCGGCAUCAACCUCUUUCAUGGCGGAAAGACCAAGUCCGGCCGCGUGCCUGCUAUUAUGGUCCUGACCGAUGGUUUGCCCAACUUCAUGUCCCCUCCGCAGGGCUACAUUCCCAAGAUGCGCACCCUUGGCCGCAUCCCGGCGCCCAUCCAUACCUUUGGCUUCGGCUACAGCCUGCGCUCUGGUCUGCUCAAGUCCAUUUCCGAGUUUACUGGCGGCAACUAUGCCUUUAUCCCCGACGCCGGCAUGAUUGGCACCGUGUUUGUCCAUGCCGUGGCCAACAUGCAGUCGACCUACGCAAAUGAUGCCGUCCUGCGCCUGACGUACCCUCAGUCUGUGACGAUUGAACAGACACAGGGUGAAACCGUCGGUUUACAUAAGCCCACGGUUUUGGAACGGAAACAGCAGCUCACCAUUGACGUUGGCAACAUCCAAUACGGCCAGUCGCGCGAUGUCUAUCUUCGCUACACGCUUAGCCCGGAUGCUGGCGACCAAGUGCCCAUCGACGCCGAACUCGAAUACAGAAAAAUGAGCACAGACCUGUACAGGGCGUCGACAUCGUGCAACCUGGCAGAUGGUCCGUACACCGACGAAAAAGUGGACGAUUCCGACUUUGAAAUUGUGGACAGCCCGCUGUCGCCACAUGAUGCUGCUUUCCACAUCUCGCGGUCCAUGCUUUGCGCAUUCCUUUCGUCCCUCAGCCCAUUGAACGAGAUGGACGAGCACAUCAACUCACCAUAUGCAAAAAUCGUUGAAACCGCACAGCUCGAUGCAUUCAUAGAGUCUCUUCCCGCAGGCGAGACGGCGCACGCUGCGGACCCCGCUUGUGCUGCACUGAUGGCUGACGUCAACGGCCAGGUGCGCAUGGCUCUGUCUCAAUUCGUCUACUACAACCGCUGGGGCCGGCAUUACUUGCCGAGUCUGCAGGGCGCCCACGCCGCUCAGCAAUGCAACUCGUUCAAGGACCCGGGCCCCCUUCUCUACGCGUCAUCCAGUCCGCUUUUUAUUGCCUGCCGCGACGCAUUGGACACGGCCUUUGACACCAUCCCGCCUCCCGAGCCCAGCAAGACGCAACGGUCCAAUGUACCGGGCGGCGCACCUCCGAGCUACUCCUCGGUCAGCAUGGGUCGCUACCGCAACUCUAGGGGCCCGUGCUUUGCUAGUUUCUGCCGUGUGACCUUGGUUGACGGCCGGUACAUCCGCGUCAACAAGCUUCGUGCUGGCAUGAGUGUCCAGACGCCGCGCGGACCCCGGACCGUUGCCGCCGUGAUGAAGACGCCCGUCAGCAGCAUCCCCAUGGUCACGAUUGGCCGUCUUUUGAUUACGGCAUGGCACCCCGUCUCCCACAACGGCACCAAGUGGGUGUUCCCCUGCCGAGACCCCGUGGCCAACAAGAAGACGACGGUGCGGUACACGGGCUCCAUCUACUCAGUGCUCCUCCAGCCCGACGAGGACGCCGAUUCGCACGCCGUCAACAUUGAAGGCGUCUGGGUGGUCACCCUGGGCCACGGCCUGACACAAAAGACCGACGACGAGGGCGAGACCAACAACGAUGUGCGCGUGCACCGCUUCUUUGGCGACUAUUCGGCCGUCUGUCGGAGCAUGGCGACACUGGAUGUGCGCAAGGACGGCCUUGUGAUCAAUGGUGGCUCGUCACGCAGCAACUUCCGGAUGUGGCAUACGAGGAAGUAA